UAAAAUUGGAUGUAAUUAUAAAAAAAUGCCUCCAAAAAAGGAAAAGAAGAAGAAAAUUGCCAUAAUCGCUCAGCCUUUUGGAAUGACUUAUGAAGAGAAAGAAUGUUUCGAAAUAUCUGUAAGUUCUCUCAAACAUCAGAUUGAUAGAAGGAAGAGCUUUAUCAAAGAAAUUGAUGAAUCUUCUAAAGAUUUUCAGAAAGAAUUCGAAAAAGAAAAACAGGAUAAAGAUGACACAAUUUCAUUUUUAAACCUUACAGUCGAAGAAGGGAAAGAGAGAAUUAAACAACUACGCGAAGAACUUUUCAAUCGUACAAAACAACACGCGUGGGACAAAGAGGAGCUAAAAAAUAGUAGCAUAGAUGCAAAAGAAAAGUUGCAAAUAAAAUUAGAUGCCUUAAAAAUAGAAAACAAUGCAUUAAAUGAAGAGCUUCGCACUUUGCAAGAAUUUGAAGAAAACAGGUUUAAAAUAGAAGAAGAAAUAAAAUUUCUAAAAGAAAGCAUUAAUGAAGACAGUGCAAAAUUCAUAAAAGAAAAGGAAAAUUUGGAACGACAAACAAUGUUAGAGAACGACAAAUUGAAAAGUGACGUUUUUAAGAAAGUAGAAGAGGUCGGAGAAAAAUUUCGAAGCAUCUAUAACCAACGUACUGCAGAAAAUAUUCUCUUGGCUCUUCGCGAGAAUCUUCGAAUGGAUAUGGAAAGAAAAGAACUAGAGGUAAAGUUAACGCAGACGAAAAAUGAAAUUUCCGAACUGAAAAACACGAAAAAUCAACUGUGUGAAAGCUUAAAUACUUAUUCAGAAACUGCUGACAAAGAAGGUUUUAGAUAUCGUCUCCAAUUGAUAGCAUGGAAAAGAUUAAAAGAAAAGUGUCGUAUUCAAGAUGAGAAACUUAAACAAAUGUCAGAAUGCCAGAAGGAACAUUCGAAUAUGGUCGACACGGUUAAGAAGUUGAAAGAAAAUACAGCAAACGGAGAAAGAAAACUAUCGUAUUUGAUUAAAGAAGAAGAAAAUCUGAUACAACGUAAAGAUAAAAUUAGAGAGGAGCUAAACAAAGUAGAAAACGAAAGAAUCGGUUUAGUAUCUGUUAUUAAAGACGUUGUGGAAAGUAGUAAACAGGGAACGAAUUAUGUUCAAGAUACCGAAGAAGAUAUUAUUGAAUAUUUGGGUAAAAGGCAGAUUAUGUUGAAACAACAAAAAGAAAUUCUGGAAACAGCAACAAAAUUAACGAACAUUAAUGAUUUUGAUGAACUGAUAUGGAUGCAACAUCAAGUUAAUAUGCCGUAUCCCAAAUCGUUCGAAGUAGAUAAAGCACCUUUGAUGCAAUCCUUGGGUGAUUUGGGAUUCGUUCCGUAAUUAUCAAAAGUAAACUUAUAUUUAUGAUCAUUUAUAUUAAUAUUUGUAGUGGAUUAAUAAUUAUUAUGUAUUUAAAUAAUAAAAAUUUAAUAUUUAAAAGACUUUUCCUUUUCCUUCUGUUAUGGGAAAGUAUGGCGAUCGGUUAAAAAUGUCCCCCAAGUAGUUUUAGUCUCAAGUUUGUGCCCGAUAAACGAGCUGGCAGCAUGGAGUUUCCUUUCUUUUCUUUUUUUUAACCUGACAAAUAAGGAUGCCAGGCUCUGGGAAACGUGAAACAGAAUCUGAGCGAGCUUCUUUGAAGGAUUUUUCACUUGUAGUCUGUCCUGGAAUGUCGGGCCUCGUUCCAUCCGGCCGCCAAAUUGUGAGCUUGAUCGAAUUCACGUGAAUAAUAGAAGAAAAAAAUGGUGCUUGGCUUAUCUUUUAACAAUAUUCUUAAGUACUGAACUCAGUAUGUAGAUAAACUGAUUUUGAAUAUGUGGAUUUGGUUAUUUAGUAGCCUACACUGCGUUAGUAUGU
Messenger RNA from Centruroides sculpturatus (bark scorpion), 1864 nucleotides. Its product is annotated as cilia- and flagella-associated protein 157-like. NCBI's taxonomy places the organism in Eukaryota, Metazoa, Arthropoda, Arachnida, Scorpiones, Buthidae. Gene Ontology annotation, molecular function: microtubule binding. Gene Ontology annotation, cellular component: ciliary basal body; cilium. The record is from RefSeq and is a predicted model, not a curated record. Bases 26 to 1351 code for a protein of 441 amino acids. The transcript is spliced from 2 exons.